UGGAGGGAGCGGCGGGGCCUAAGAAGAUAAGCCAAAGCAACUACUUGCAGCUGUAUAUAUUGAGGCCGCCGCUUUGUCCUCCGUCUCGUCCUGCGCCUCCGUCUUCACGAUGCUGCUGCUCAGCUUCGCCCUCCUCGCCCUGGUGACGCGCUCCCUCGCGUACAACCCCGACGACUUCAUCCACUCGCUGGGGGCGACCUACUGGGGCUUCUGGGGCCAGACCGAGGCGUGUCCUGAGGGGUCCUUCGCGAGGGCCUUCGAGCUUAGGGUGGAAGGGGAACACUUACUUGACGACAACACGAGCGUGAACGCCAUCAGACUGUACUGCUAUAACACGACUCUGCAUCACACCGGGAUCGUCACCUCCUCGACCAUGAACCGCGGCAGCUGGACCGGCGUGUACAGCUGCGAAGAGGGGGACUUCCUCGGGGGUUACGACCUCAAGAGCCAGCCUGAACAGGGAGCCCUUGGAGACAACACCGCCGCCAACGCGCUCCGCAUGUACUGUAAGUCCCAGGGUGAGGACGUUUACAUGGAGUCCCCUGGCACCAAGUGGGGGGAUUGGUUGGGGCCGUCCUUCUGCAGGACUAAAAUGGCGGUGUGCGGCCUCAUGACCCUGGUGGAGGAUGACCAGGGCGGGCUAUCGGACGACACGGCGCUCAACGACGUCCGCUUUCUGUGCUGCGACUUGCCCGAGUGAGGCGCCGACUGUUUGGGGUACAGAACGAUGCACAAGGAUAUAAGGAGACCACAAGAGACCACUCGGCCCGCACGUGGCAGCACUUGAGACCUGUGCUAGUAAUCUGCCAUCCGCCUUCCCUGCCACAAAUGUAUCUAACUGUCAUUCAUAAGUCAAUCUUAAUUGUAUUGGCAACAUAUUCAGGUCCGUAAUUAGUCCCACUCAUCCACUGCGGUAAUUUGUUCCGUUGAUCCGGUAUGCUCUGUAAACCAGUUCUUGCCUGUCUCUCUACUGAGCCCGAAUGGUUGUUUGCUUUAGUCUUGUAACCAAUAAACUGAAGUUCUUUUACUUUUUGCGCCUGAGACUUGUUUUAGUGAAAUAUAAAUAUUGGUUUGUC
Molecule: messenger RNA, 1076 nt
Organism: Eriocheir sinensis (Chinese mitten crab)
Lineage: Eukaryota; Metazoa; Arthropoda; Malacostraca; Decapoda; Varunidae
Product: vitelline membrane outer layer protein 1 homolog
Exons: 4
Coding region: 110-700 (196 amino acids)
Source: RefSeq, a predicted model, not a curated record